AAAAUUUUUUUUUGUAGAAUUAGGGGUUUCUUGGUUUUAGUGUGCGUAUAUUUUGUAUGUAAGAAGUACAAUUUGCAUAUUUGUCUAAUUUAGAUUUUAAGGAUUAAUUUUAUUAUGGUUGAAAUGAAUGUGAAGAAUGAGGUUUUACUUAUCAUGCUUUAUGAGGAAAAGAUGCAAAUUUUAGGAUUUGAAUUUAUUUAUUCAAGUUAAUUUCGUACUAUCUAGCUAUGUUGCUCGAACUUUCAAAAAACGCCAAUGGGUGUGUGUUGAAUUCUCCAGAAAAUAGUGUAUUUUUAAAGAAUUCGGCAGUGGUACGGUAUUUUGGAGAAUUUGACAUCGAUAUGGAAAGGGAAGAAUUCAUGAACUUAGCUAUCUAGAUGCAGAUGUGCUCACGCAACGUGAGGACGAGGUUUUGAAUUGUACUAUGCUGGAUACAGAAUUCCUUGCUUAUGAGAACCAAGAUGAGGAAGCUGUUGCAAUUGCUGAGGAAUCUUCAUCCGGUGUUGAGAUGACUACAGAUCACCCGGGUGGUGGCGUUGCUUCUAAGAGCACUGACUCAUUCACAUACUUGAACUCUGCAGCUGCGCUUUCAGUGAAAACUAUACGCAUCAAUUCUGCUAUUUUGGCCGCACAGAGUCCAUUCUUUUACAAGCUAUUCUCCAAUGGCAUGAGAGAGUCAGAGUCAGAGAAGCAGCUUGUUACUGUACAAAUCUAUGCCUCGGAAGAAGCUGCCUUCAUAAAGUUGCUACAAUUCAUGUAUAGCAAUACUUUGUCUACGAUAACAGCUACUGCUAUGCUUGAUGUGCUUAUGGCUGCUGACAAAUUUGAGGUUGCAUCAUGCAUGAGACACUGCAGCCGUUUAUUGCUCAAUCUUCCCAUGACAUGUGAAUCAGCUUCGCUAUUUUUGAAUCUUCCUUCUAGUGUUUCUAUUACUGAUGCAGUUCAGCCACUGCUAGAUGCUGCAAAACAGUUUCUUGCUGCACAUUUCAAGGAUAUCACCAAGUUCCAAGUAGAGGUAUUGAACUUACCUAUUGCGGGAUUUGAGGCUGUUCUCUGCAAUGACGAUCUUCAGGUUGCUUCAGAGGAUGUUGUCUAUGACUUUGUUUUAAAGUGGGCUCGAACCCAUUACCCAAACUUGGAAGAAAGACGUGAAAUAUUGGGGUCGCGUCUUUGUCACCUCAUUCGUUUUCCAUACAUGACAUGCAGCAAGCUGAGGAAAGUUCUAACUUGUAAUGAUUUUGAUCCUGAACUAGCUUCCAAGAAUGUAUUGGGGGCUUUAUUUUUCAAAGCUGAAGCACCGCACCGGCAGCGUUUGCUUGUUGCUGAGGAGGGCAAUGCAUCAUGUAGUAGUUUUGUGGAGCGUGCUUACAAGUUUAGACCAAUUAAAGUUGUCAAUUUUGAACUUCCCUUUCAGCAUUGUAUCGUUUACCUAGAUUUAAAACGGCAAGAGUGUAAUAAUCUCUUUCCUGCUGGUAGAAUUUACUCACAGGCUUUCCAUUUGGGUGGACAGGUUUUUCACCUAUCAGCUCAUUGUAACAUGGAUCAACAGAAUUCAUUCCAUUGGUUUGGAAUGUUCUUAAGCAUGCAAGAGAAGGGGUUAGAGACAUUUACAGUUGAUUUUGACUUUGCAGCUUUGACAACCCUAUCUGAGGACUAUCUGAGCAGAUAUAAGGGGAGCCACACAUUCACUCGCGGCAAGGGUGAUGGCUUCAGGAACCUGGUUGGCAUACCUUGGACUACUUUUAUAGCUGAGGGUAGUGUAUACUUCAUCAAUGGAAUUCUCCGUGUUCGAGCUGUGCUUACUGUCCGACAAUGAGCUUUUACUUACUAACAGAAGGACUUUGCUUGCAGCCAUACUGGACUUUUUAGAUGUCAAGAGGGCUUUAAGAAUGAAUGCUAACUGAAAGAUAUUAACCAGCCAAAGGUCUGUUAAAAGGUUUCAAUUGUAUAUUCAUCUUACUUGAAGAAGUUUCAGUGUUGUAUGUGCACUGCUGCUGUAUGUUACUGAAACUCACAGACUCAGUUAGCUUCAUCUGCUUCACAUUGUACUGGCUUUUUGACUUGUCAACCUUUUUCAAGGAAAUAGUAGUUAAAGCCUAAAGGAACCAUGGUUGUCGUUUGUUUGGUGUAUGAGAUAGACAAGGAUAUUUCA
Solanum pennellii is the source of this 2152-nucleotide messenger RNA. Its product is annotated as BTB/POZ domain-containing protein POB1-like. Lineage: Eukaryota; Viridiplantae; Streptophyta; Magnoliopsida; Solanales; Solanaceae. The transcript is spliced from 6 exons. Gene Ontology annotation, biological process: response to red light. Gene Ontology annotation, cellular component: nucleus. Gene Ontology annotation, molecular function: protein binding. The coding region runs from base 425 to 1816 and encodes 463 amino acids. The record is from RefSeq and is a predicted model, not a curated record.